AUGACACAGCCGAUCGUCGAAAUAAAUGCCGGGGAUGCCACCAGAGGUUUCAAAACAGCAUUGGCAGUGGAGGUACCUUUGGUGGUCUUGGCUUUGAGCACCGUCAUCCUGAGAGUGUACUCAAGACUAGCGAUUAAGAGGAAGAUCGCACCUGAUGAUGUUCUAAUUAUGUUGGGCACGGCAGCGGCUGUCGCACGUACCGUGAUAUCUUGUAUGAGUGCGGACGACAAUUGGGGCUACGACCGAAAAGGUCCCGAUAAAACAUCAGAAAUCCCAUUUUAUCAACACAUCUUCGAGCGCCGUGUUGCGUACAUCUUCGCUGUCACGUUCACACGGUUCUCGGUUUUGGCUUACUACCUUCGGAUCUUCCCACUGGGAAUGGCAUCGCUCCGAACAUGCUGUUACGUUCUUCUCUUCCUGGCGCUUGCGCAUUUCAUCGAAGUACUCACCGUCCUUAUAGUCUUAUGCGAAGACAUUAGCAAGCUAUGGACCAGGAACUGGCUCGACUUCACUGGAUCACAGUGCUUCAGCUCCGCGAUAUAUAGCUACUCUGCAGCCAUUGGUGAUAGUAUAGUUGAUAGCUUGAUCUUCGCACUCCCGAUUCCUUACGUGUGGCAGCUCUCCAAACUAAGGAUCCGACAACGGCUUGGCCUCGUACUCAUCUUCGGUCUGGGAUUUGUCGUUUGUAUUGUCGCCCUUCUCCAGAUUCCAUUCAUCAAGCGUCGUGAAGGCAAUAUGCGGUAUUUUGGCAGCGCUGUCAACAUUUUGGUUGCCAUUCAAAUUUCAUUUGCCAUAAUCGCAGCGUCGCUGCCAGAUCUGCGCGCGUUGAUUGCACGCAGCUUCUCGAAAUUCUCGCCACUUCACCACCGCAGUCUCGCCACAGUUUCUAGCAGUGAUGGAGAAAGACACCGAGGUGGUCGGAGUGACGUCGAGCAAGGAUUUCCAAAUCCGGACGCAGCUGAAGGCCUUUGUGCAGCGUCUGAGAGCAAGAAGCUGUUCAGAAAACCAGAUUGGCUGAGGAAUAGCAUACCGGGGAGUUUGAUGUCGACGGUGAUUACACACAACGAGGUUAACAGACUCUCAACUGAGGACGUUUCGAGUCUCCCUCAGAGGCCAGAGAAAGCAGCAAACUGA
Molecule: messenger RNA, 1134 nt
Organism: Alternaria burnsii
Lineage: Eukaryota; Fungi; Ascomycota; Dothideomycetes; Pleosporales; Pleosporaceae
Exons: 4
Coding region: 1-1134 (377 amino acids)
Source: RefSeq, a predicted model, not a curated record